GUCUGUUGGGAUUUGCAUCAGCAUCAGUGUGAGGGGACAGCGAUGCAGCAGAGACACAUGGGCGCCCGCACCGCCUGCACCGCCUGCCGGCUCUGACUGCAGCUCUCCGUCCAUCCACCGGGAGACCGGAAUGCUGAGAGAGGCUGCCGCAACCCCCCACCAGGACCAGCCCCGGACCAAGCCGCUGUGGGCAGACUGAGGACUGGGCAGGACCGCAUCACAUCGCCUCCUGCGCGCCUGAGGCUUUCCGUCCCUCCCGAGCCGCCGUAGCGAUGGGAGAAAACGUGUCCAAGCGUCUGAAGCAGUUCACGGCUCCAGACGCGGACAUGGAGGAGCGCUCUUUCCCGAACCCGUACCUGGACUGGGAGCAGGGGCCGGGACAGGGACCCGGCUCCAGCUCCGGAGCAGAACCCCGGUACAACGAGCCGUUGGACGCCGACGGACAGGUGAGCGCAGCUUUCCAGAAGAAGGUCCAGAAUAAGAUCAAAGAUCUCCUUCAGCAGAUGGAGGAGGGCCUGAAGACCGCCGACCCCCAUGACUUCUCCACCUACACUGGCUGGACAGGCAUUGCCCUGCUGUAUCUCCAGCUGCACCGGGCGUCCGGUGAGGCCACCCACCUGCAGAGGGCGCUGGACUACGUGAAGAGGAGCAUGAGGAUCCUGAAUGGCCGUAAAGUGACUUUCCUGUGUGGUGACGCGGGGCCGUUGGCAGUGGGUGUCGUGGUUUACCACAAACUGAAUAACACAGCUGAUAGUCAGGACUGCCUGUCCAGGCUCCUCCAGCUGCAGGGCUCCGUGCUGGCUCCAGACUCUGAGAUGCCAGAUGAGCUGCUGUAUGGCCGGGCCGGCUACCUUUACGCUCUGCUCUACGUUAACAAGGAGAUAGGAGCUGACACGGUGGAUGACGGCACCAUCACAAAGGUGGUGAUGGCCAUCGUGGAAUCAGGGAAGAACAUGUCAGCGGAGCAGAAGAAGACGGAUCGCUGCCCGCUGCUCUACGAAUGGCACAAGAAGCAGUACAUUGGUGCAGCCCACGGCCUGGCUGGAAUCUACUACAUGCUGAUGCAGCCAGGAGCCAAGGUCCAUCCAGACAUUGUGGCCCAGUUGAUCCGUCCCAGCAUCGACUACGUCCGCCACAAGAGGUUCCGUUCGGGCAACUUCCCGUCGUCGCUGAGUAACGAGAGCGAUCGGCUGGUCCACUGGUGCCACGGAGCCCCUGGUGUCGUCCAUAUGCUCAUCAUGGCUCACAAGGUGUUUAAAGAGGAGAAGUACUUGAAGGAGGCCGCAGAAUGUGCCGAGGUGAUCUGGCAGCGGGGCCUGCUCAGAAAAGGCUACGGGAUCUGCCACGGCACGGCCGGCAACGGAUACGCCUUCCUGUCCCUUUACAAGCUGACCCAGGAGAGGAAAUAUCUGUACCGGGCCUGCAAGUUUGCUGAGUGGUGCUUGGCCUACGGGACCCACGGCUGUCGCAUCCCAGACAGACCCUACUCUCUUUUUGAAGGUAUGGCCGGGGCUGUCUACUACCUAUCAGAGGUGGAAAAGCCUGAAGCCUCCUGCUUCCCUGCCUUUGAAAUCUGACCAGCCGACUGACGGGAUAGAGGAUGAAGGACACGUGGACAACAUGUUUGAGUCUUUGUUCGAAGCGGGUCAAGGAUGUAUUUGUGAUGCGGAUUUCAGAAGUCGGCGAUUAAACAGAAAAGGGAAGAAGUGAGCUGAGUGAGGGUAAACAUCUCGUUUGGUUUGUGAAGAUAAGAUAAGAUGAUAUGCAAACAGAUAAAGGCAAGAUUAACUACUGAAUGAUGUGGAUCUACAUCCAUGAAAACGAAAGGCGCGGCUGGACUGAUGAGGACAAUGUUGUGGAUGUCUCUUCUUGAAGAUGGACAUGACGUGGACCCCCUGUCUCUACACAGGAGGACCCGCUCUAACCGUCAGCCUUUAAUAGCAUUGCAACCAUGCCAAGGAAGAGGGAGGGGGUGCGGACUGAGCUGGUUGGUGUUUCUGUGCCUCUGCAUGCUCUGGAAAUGGCUCUUGGUGCCUCAUAUCCUGUCAAUGUAGUGCUUUCCUCUUCCUGUAUUUGUACAUGUCACAUUGGCUCUUUCAUAUAGCCGUCUAUGCUAACUUAGUGCUAGUUUGAAGAUUGCCAGACUUGUGUGAAGCUAACCAAUAUAUCAGCGGUUAAAUCAGAAUAACAUUGGAUUUUCUCCUUACAAUUAGAUAUUGUGCCCAUUU
Molecule: messenger RNA, 2228 nt
Organism: Etheostoma cragini (Arkansas darter)
Lineage: Eukaryota; Metazoa; Chordata; Actinopteri; Perciformes; Percidae
Gene: lancl2
Product: LanC lantibiotic synthetase component C-like 2 (bacterial)
Exons: 10
Coding region: 273-1577 (434 amino acids)
Biological process (GO): peptide modification; carbohydrate metabolic process
Cellular component (GO): plasma membrane
Source: RefSeq, a predicted model, not a curated record